Messenger RNA from Gilbertella persicaria, 812 nucleotides. RefSeq lists its product as uncharacterized. The coding region runs from base 66 to 740 and encodes 224 amino acids. Lineage: Eukaryota; Fungi; Mucoromycota; Mucoromycetes; Mucorales; Choanephoraceae. The transcript has 3 exons. The record is from RefSeq and is a predicted model, not a curated record. Gene Ontology annotation, cellular component: microtubule organizing center.
AAAAAAGCUUAAUCCAACAGUAAAUUCCUUUCGUUUUUCUUUCUUUCUUUUUCUUUCUUAUCUUCAUGACGAAACAUAAUCUGUCAAAGAGUUAUUCAUGUCUUAUUUCCGAAAAACAAGCGCAUUCAAUACCUUCCUCAGUCUCGACAACUUCAUUACACCAGCAUAAAAAGAGAUUUCAUACAGCGCAUUUAGGAAAGCCACCAGGUCUUCCUACACCCAAAUCAACACAUGUACAAAAACCUGUUCAACCACCGCCUACCAAAAUAGCACCUAUGAAAGAAGUAGAAAAAAUGAUAGCAGACUUAAAAAAGGAAAAUUUUGAUCUUAAGCUUAGGCUUUAUCACUUGGAGAAUUUAAUAGCACAAAAUACCGAUAUUUAUGAACUCAAGCAUCAGAAUCAUAAAAUACGGGCAAAUUUAGAACACAAGAAUAAACGCAUUGAUGAACUAGAGCAAGAACUACAGACACUCCUUGAGAAAAUAAAUCUCAAUGAUCCACCUACUGUCGUAUCGAUAGGAACUCAAACAGAAACUGUGCUUGAAUCUUCACCCGAAGCAUUUGGUCUUUUGCCUAACAAAAAGAUAAGUUGGCAACAACAAGUCGUAGCCAAUGAAGAUAACCUCAAGAGUGUUUUACAUGCAUUGCAGCAAGUAAAAAUUGAUAAAAAUCAAAUCCAUCAUGAUUCUUGGUCAAAUCAGAAUAAUAAACAAGGCAAAUUGAGACGCCCAUUAUUAUAAUAAAGGAGUUUGUAAAAAAAUCAUAAGGGGUCUAGAUGUUAUGUGAAACAAUAAAAAAAAAUUGAAACCCCC